AUGUAAGUAAUAAAAUACAUGUACAGAAGGAUAUGUUGAUAGAUUGCCUUUUUUAAUGACCAGUAAAGUUUUGGGUAUAUAUAGUUACUGAACCUCCACAUUGGGUAUCAGUGUUGUUGACCUGACAUCAAAAAUCCAGUAUGUUGAAACUUAUCCUGUUGAGUGUAUGUGUCGCAAUGGCCUGCGCAUUCUAUGACAAAGGUUAUGGUGGAUACGGACCAGGAUUUUGGGGUCACGGAGGUUACAGUAAAAUCAUUUAUGAUGGAUAUGACGGAUACGGUAAAGGAUAUGGUUAUGACGGGUACGGUAAAGGAUACGGAGGAGGAAUAAAUGAUGGAUACGGUAAAGGAUACGGUGGUUUCGGCGGAUAUGGUGGUUACGGAUACGGAGGAUUUGGUGGUAAUGGCGGUUACGGAAAGGGAUAUGGAGGAUACGGAGUUCAUGGCGGAUAUGGAAAAGGAUAUGGAGGAUAUGGAAACGGUGGAUACGAUGGCGGAUAUGGAUAUGGAAACAGUAUCGGAUACGGAAGUGGAUUUGUGUCAGGGAAAGGGAAAAUAGGUGGUGGUUACUGAGGCCCACGAUUACAGUCCAGAGUUGUUUUCUGACAGAAAACAAAACAAAGAUUCUAAAAUGCUUAUUCAACAAUAAACAAAUCUACAAAGUU
Mytilus trossulus (common blue mussel) is the source of this 664-nucleotide messenger RNA. RefSeq names its product keratin-associated protein 19-2-like. Bases 141 to 572 code for a protein of 143 amino acids. The record is from RefSeq and is a predicted model, not a curated record. Lineage: Eukaryota; Metazoa; Mollusca; Bivalvia; Mytilida; Mytilidae. The transcript is spliced from 3 exons.